AUGUCGUCGUUAACUCGCCUGUCGAAUCUGACCAGCCUGUUCUUUCCGCCAGAGUCGCCGUGCUUCCGUCUUCAACGUCUGCUGCUAAGCAAUGUUUUGAGCAUCCCGCCUGACGAUCUUGGAGAGCAGUUCCCGGUACUUCGCGAACUCUGCAUUUUCGGGCUUGAGAAGCUAUCCUUGGACCGUGUGGGCAUUGUCACCCUCCCUGCAUCGAUUUUGUGCUUGGCUGCUCUUGAAUCGUUGAGCAUCACGCGAUCAAGGCUGAAGUCAAUUCCGGAGGGAAUAGGCGAGCUGACCAAUCUGCGCACUCUGGUGCUCAGCUGGUGUGAGCAACUGCAGCGCCUGCCGGAGGGUACAGGCCGUCUUGGUGACCUGCGGGAGCUGACCUUGAGCUGCUGCAGUAAGCUGACAGCACUGCCAGCAUCCAUCACUCAACUGACCCGCCUCAACACUCUCAAGGCCCCCAUGUGUAUCAAGCUCGCAUCUGCACCUCGAGCCUUGGAAAACCUCUCAUGCCUGCGGGAGCUGGAUUUGACGGGUUGUGUUCGUCUGAAGAAGACUUUGGAAUCACUGCCGCGGUCUUUGGAAACCUUGAGCUUGGGAAACGACACCAAAAGCAUCACUCUUCCAGACUUGUCAAUGGCUCCAAAUCUCAAGAAGCUGAAUUUAAUUCGGGCUACUAUCAUGAACGCACCAACAGCCAGCCGUUGCCUCUCUCACAUACAGCACCUAGAGUUGCGCCUGGGUACCGAACAAAUAGAGCCUCCACUCCUGCUCGGGUUCCUUUCACGCCUCCGUUCUCUCCGCCUCUCAAAUGCAGUGUCCUUGCAACACCUCCCGCAUGACAUCGGCACUGCUCUGCCUCAGCUGCGGCAGCUGCAUGUGGAAGGAGCGGAAUCUCUCACGGAGAUUCCAGAAAGUGUGACCCGGCUGGUGCAACUCACAUCUCUUCACAUAAAAGCUCCAAGGCUAAUCCUUAUCAUGAUUGGGCGACCUUAG
Closterium sp. Yama58-4 is the source of this 999-nucleotide messenger RNA. The record is from the annotation of a GenBank genome assembly. NCBI's taxonomy places the organism in Eukaryota, Viridiplantae, Streptophyta, Zygnematophyceae, Desmidiales, Closteriaceae.